AUGCGUGUAUUCGGAAUUGUAUUCAUUUUAUUAUUAUUUGAUAUCAUUUGGAAAGAAAUAGAUUGUGUGAAAACAAGAAGUGGGAAAGGAACUUAUUCGGACUCGCAUUCAGGAGACACUUUAGUAACUGCAGGUCCUAGAAAAAGUCCACGAACUUCACACACAAGAAACAAAGCUGUAGCCGAACAACCGACUCGUAAAGAGGUUAAUACACAGACAACUCCGAGAAAAGGUCCACGAUUUGCUGCUCAGCAAGCAGGAAAAGCCCAGCAAGGGCGUCAUUUCGAGACUGGUCAGGCUAGCACAGGCAAAAAAUUAUUUAAAUUAUGA
Molecule: messenger RNA, 330 nt
Organism: Meloidogyne enterolobii
Lineage: Eukaryota; Metazoa; Nematoda; Chromadorea; Rhabditida; Meloidogynidae
Source: the annotation of a GenBank genome assembly